This is a messenger RNA of Oncorhynchus keta (chum salmon), 2839 nucleotides long. Its product is annotated as beta-glucuronidase-like. Lineage: Eukaryota; Metazoa; Chordata; Actinopteri; Salmoniformes; Salmonidae. The coding region runs from base 82 to 1935 and encodes 617 amino acids. The record is from RefSeq and is a predicted model, not a curated record. The transcript is spliced from 12 exons. Gene Ontology annotation, biological process: glucuronoside catabolic process; carbohydrate metabolic process. Gene Ontology annotation, molecular function: carbohydrate binding; beta-glucuronidase activity.
AGAUUUACGUUAAAGGUGGUCAUGUGACUAACUUCUGUAAGCCAAAGAGGUUUGUUGUUAGCCAAUGUGUGACCCGUGAAAAUGGAGCCGUUUAGAAGGCUAGUGAACUGUUUUGUGUUUCUAUCUGCAGUAUGGGAUGUCGCUCAUUUGCUGGACGGUGGACUGCUCUUCCCCCGAGAGUCGUCGUCGCGGGAGAUCAAAGAGCUGAAUGGGCUGUGGGACUUCAGAGCCGACGUCUCCCACGACAGGAACUUGGGCUUUCAACAGGCAUGGUAUAAAAGUCGCCUUGCAGAGACCGGUCCAGUGAUUGACAUGCCAGUGCCUGCCAGCUACAACGACAUCACCCAGGAUCCCCAGCUGAGGGAUUUCAUUGGCUGGGUGUGGUAUGAGAGAGAGGUGUUGGUACCCUCACGAUGGGUAUCUGAUGAGGGAACCAGAGUCGUGCUGAGGGUUGGGAGUGCACACUACUACUCAGUGGUCUGGGUGAAUGGACUCAAAAUGACAGAGCACGAGGGUGGCCAUCUUCCCUUCGAGGCUGAGAUCGGCGAUGUCCUCCUCUACAGGUAUCCUGCUAACUAUGUUGUGCAAAACACAAACUUUGACUUCUUCAACUAUGCUGGUUUGCAUCGUCCUGUUCUACUGUAUACCACUCCUACGGCGUAUGUUGAUGACAUCACAGUGCUGACAUCCUUUGCUGACAACAUUGGGCUCAUCAGUUACCAGGUGUCAGUGCUGGGCAGUCUCAACUCCACGCUGAAGGUGACCCUGUCGGACAAAGAUGGCCACUCUGUGGCCUCCUCCACUGGACCGUCUGGGGUCCUCAAAGUGAUGGAAGUCAGCCUGUGGUGGCCGUAUCUAAUGCAUGAGAGCCCAGGAUAUCUGUAUUCUAUGGAGGUUCACAUGACGACAGCUAGCGAGGGUUCUGUCUGUGAGGAUGUCUAUGCUCUGCCUGUGGGAAUCCGCACUGUUCAGGUCACCAACACACAGUUUCUCAUCAACAGCAAACCCUUCUAUUUCCACGGAGUCAACAAACAUGAGGAUGCUGAUAUCAGAGGGAAGGGCCUGGACUGGCCCCUGAUUGUGAAGGAUUUUAACCUGUUGAAGUGGCUGGGGGCCAACUCGUUCAGGACCAGUCACUACCCGUACGCUGAGGAGAUCCUGCAGAUGGCAGACCGCCAUGGCAUUGUGGUCAUUGACGAGUGUCCCGGGGUGGGCAUCGCAGACAUACGUAGUUUUGGGAACGCCUCACUGUCUCAUCACCUGGUGGUCAUGGACGAACUGGUGAGAAGGGACAAGAAUCACGCCUCUGUGGUCAUGUGGUCUGUAGCCAAUGAGCCGGCCGCUGAGAUGCCUCCUGCUGGAUUCUAUUUCAAGACACUGAUAGCUCAUACCAAAUCUCUGGAUGUCACUCGACCGGUCACGUUUAUCACCGCUAGUAACUUUGCCAGGGACAAGGGGGCUCCCUAUGUGGAUGUGAUAUGUGUGAACAGUUACUUCUCCUGGUACAGUGACCCAGGUCACCCGGAGGUCAUCCCCUACCAGCUCAACACCCAGUUUGAGAACUGGUACAGGAAGUACCAGAAACCCAUCAUCCAGAGUGAAUACGGAGCUGAUGUGGUUCCGGGAAUGCACACGGAUCCUCCCAUGAUGUUCACUGAGGAAUACCAGAAAAUCGUGUUAAAAAACUACCAUGACGUGUUCGACCAGAAGAGGAAGGAGUAUGUCAUUGGAGAGCUCAUCUGGAACUUUGCUGACUUCAUGACGGCACAAACGGUGGCCCGUGUUGUGGGCAACAAGAAGGGAAUCUUCAGCCGGCAGAGGCAGCCCAAAGCUGGGGCCUUCCUCCUGAGGGAGAGGUACUGGAGGCUGGCCAAUGAGACGGGCCUGCUGCCCACCUGGUCCAGGUACCCCUGCUACCUGGCUACAUAUCCCUGAUACACCUGGGUCGUAUUCAUUAGCGCAGAACCCUGCACAUUAUAACAAAACAUUUCUAAAGGCUUUGCAACCCGAAAACAAAAACAAUAAUUUCUUAUUUGAUGAGUCCAGGUAGUCCUCUGUUUUGUUCCGUUUUGUGUCAUAACACCAACCUGUAUGACGCAGACGACUAGAAACGCUAUGAAGACACACAAUUACCAGAAACAACGGGAUCAAUGGCUGCGUUUACACAAGCAGCUCAAUUCUGAUAUUUGUUUCACUAAUUGGUCAAAUGACCAGAUCUGAUUUAGUGGAAGAAUGAUCAGAAUUGGUGUGCCUGUCUAAACGUACCUAUUCCUGUGCGACCCUCUGCUCAGACGUUGCUGACGCCUGGCAGAUCUCACAACGCCUGGGGGUAGCUAUUCUACCUAUCCGCUAACCACGUAUGUUAUAGCAAUGUCAAUGGGUGGAUUUGAUUAUGCGGAGCUGCAGGUCAACGGUCUAUGGCGCGUGAUGUGAACGAUCAAAAGCAGUAAGACGGAGUGUCCUUCUCAAAUCAAACAGUCAUCUGCGCUGUUCGUUCAUGUUAACUUUUCAUUCGGAAGGCAGAUCGUUUUAAAAAAUCAAUCACUUUUACAUGUGAAAACACAGAAUUCCUACGCAUGUCUUUAAUCUUUAACCUGUUCCAAAACAAAUGCAAUCAACUAUCACCUGGUGCAAAACACGCCUACCCGGGCCAGAUGAAUCAAAUGCCCUCAUUUGAGACGGUCGAUGACUUGCUACACAACCAUUGGUUACCACUUCUGUCUUGCCUCUUUUUUAUUUUUUUUUUGUAAUUCAGGGGAUCAACCAGUUGUAUACAUGAAUGUGAAUCAUGAUGCUGUUCAGUGUAAAUAAAUGGGAAUGUGAUGUAUGAAAGAAGGAA